Molecule: messenger RNA, 721 nt
Organism: Lucilia sericata (common green bottle fly)
Lineage: Eukaryota; Metazoa; Arthropoda; Insecta; Diptera; Calliphoridae
Exons: 3
Coding region: 51-575 (174 amino acids)
Source: RefSeq, a predicted model, not a curated record
CCGUAAACAUACAGCUAAAUACAAUUCUCAAUAAUAAUUCUGAAAAUAAAAUGCAAUAUAUUCAUAAGAUAUUAAUAAUUUUAGUGAUUUUUAUAUUAAAAAUGAAUUUAAAUAAUUGUACAAAACCUCCACCGUGGUUUAUGCAUGGUGAAUAUCUUUACUAUGUAAAUAUCGAACAAAAUUUUAGCUCUAAUUUCACACAAAGUCUGUGCGAUAAAUUGGGAAUGUCGGUAACGAUAUCACGAUUAAAUGCAAUACAAUUAUUGCCACAUUUAAGGCAGAGUUAUGGUGACUUCCCCGGUUUGUGGACUUAUAAAAAUGAGUUUUUUAAUAAUGUUCUUAAUACUCACAUAAAAAUGCAGUCAUGUUUUCAAUUUAACGCAAGUUCCGAGAACUUCCAACCUAAAAGUUGUACAGAAAAGUCAGGUUAUAUAUGCAAAGUUCGUAUGACAUCGGCCACUUUAUUUUACAAAAAUUCAUUACAACAUGUCUAUAAAAACGAUAUUAAACAAUAUUGUGAUCCUCAGUUAAAUUUAGUAAAAAAUGAUUUGUAUUCUUGUUUAAUACAUUUAUGAAAACAUCUACAGUUUCAAUAAAGGAAAAAGAAAGAAAUUAAGAAAACUAUAAUCAUAAUAAUAAAUUACUUUUAAAAACCCCAUAAUUUUUUACUAUGAAAAUGUCUAACCAAACAAUCAGUGGUUUUCAUGGAUCUAUGUAUAAA